Messenger RNA from Diceros bicornis minor, 6078 nucleotides. RefSeq names its product CDK5 regulatory subunit associated protein 2 (gene CDK5RAP2). The record is from RefSeq and is a predicted model, not a curated record. Gene Ontology annotation, cellular component: microtubule plus-end; pericentriolar material; mitotic spindle pole. The coding region runs from base 149 to 5902 and encodes 1917 amino acids. Gene Ontology annotation, molecular function: calmodulin binding; microtubule binding; transcription cis-regulatory region binding. Lineage: Eukaryota; Metazoa; Chordata; Mammalia; Perissodactyla; Rhinocerotidae. The transcript is spliced from 39 exons. Gene Ontology annotation, biological process: positive regulation of DNA-templated transcription; positive regulation of microtubule polymerization; chromosome segregation.
UUUGAAUUCCAGCGGUGCCGCCACAGUCCGAACAAGAGCUGGGUUGGAGGGGGCGGGACCUGGGGAGCCAGGCGGGUCGCUACAUCGUGGGGGAACUAGUGCUGCCGCCGCCAUAGACACCAACGCCACCACCUCCUCCGUGUCCAGGAUGGACUCAGUGUUGGAAGAGGACGUCACCCUCCCCGGAACGCUCAGCGGCUGCAGUGGCCUUGUUCCCAGUUUACCAGAUGACCUGGAAGGCAUCAGCCCCAUUGCUGGUUUGGGAAAUGGUGUGCUCCCGAUUGUGACAGAAGAAAUGGUGUCUCCCACCAGAGCGCGGAACAUGAAGGACUUUGAAAACCAAAUCACUGAAUUGAAAAAAGAAAACUUUAACCUAAAGCUCCGCAUCUAUUUUCUUGAGGAAAGAAUGCAACAGGAAUUUGAUGGCCCCACCGAACAUGUCUAUAAAACUAACAUCGAGCUCAAGGUGGAAGUAGAAAGUCUGAAGCGGGAGCUCCAGGAGAGAGAGCAACUGCUCAUCAAAGCCUCCAAAGCGGUUGAAAGCCUAGCUGAAGGGGGUGGAUCUGAAAUCCAGCGAGUGAAAGAAGAUGCUCAGAAGAAGGUACAGCAGGUCGAAGAUCUCCUAACCAAAAGAAUAUUCGUUUUAGAAAAGGAUGUGAAAGCCGCCCAAGCAGAACUGGAAAAGGCCUUUGCAGGGACGGAAACGGAGAAGGCGCUUCGGCUGAGCUUGGAGAACAAGCUUUCAGAGAUGAUGAAGAUGCACAAGGGAGACUUGGAGGCAGCUCUGGUCCUGGAAGAGAAAGACAGACUGAUUGAGGAGUUGAAGCUGUCUUUGAAGAGCAAAGAAGCUUUAAUUCAGUGCCUUCAAGAGGCGAAAUCUCAGAUGGCAUCUCCUGAUAAACAUGUGUCAUCCGGAGAGCCCCAAGGACUUUCUGGUGCUCUGAGGGGAGAAGAGGAGAGAGAAACUGAGGCUGCACAAAUGGAGCGCCAGAAGGAGAGAAAUCGCUUUGAAGAGAGGAUCCAGGCACUUCAGGAGGACCUGAGAGAGAAGGAAAGAGAAAUUGCUACAGAAAAGAAAAAUAGUUUAAAGAGGGAUAAAGCCAUUCAGGGUCUAACCAUGGCAUUAAAGUCAAAGGAAAAAGAGGUUGAAGAACUUAACUCUGAGAUUGAAAAGCUCAAUACUGCCUUUGCUAAAGCCAGAGAGGCCCUCCAGAAAACACAGACCCAGAACUUCCAGGGGUCUGAAGAUUAUGAGGCUGCUCUGUUAGAAAAGGCAGCCCUCUUGGCUGAGCUGCACUCAGAAAACCUCACGAAGAGUACGGAGAACCACAGACUGCGUAGGAACAUUAAGAAGGUCACCCAGGAGCUGAGUGACUUGCAGCAGGAGAAGGAGAGACUAGAGAAGGACCUGGAGGCAGCUCAUCGAGAGAAGAGCAAAGGAGACUGCACCAUCCAUGACCUUAGAAAUGAAGUAGAGAAAUUACGCAAUGAAGUGAAGGAAGGAGAGAAAGCAGUGGAGAAUCGUUACAAGAGUCUCUUGAGUGAAAGUAAUCAGAAAUUGCACAGUCAAGAGCAAGUGAUUAGACGUCUCACAGAAAGUGCCAGUCAAAAGGACUCGUUGCUUCAGAAAUUCGAUGAAAAAGAUUUGGAAGCAAUACAGCAGAACCGUUAUUUAAUGACUACGGAGGAUCUCAAGUUCAGGAAUGAAAACUUAAUAACAGAAAAGUGCUCUUCUCAACAGUCACCAGGCAGCAAAAUCAUCUUCUCUGAGCAACUCCUUAGUGUUGGAAGCACAGCUCAGCUUUGUUCCGAGGAAAAGCAACAAUUAGACUAUGAAGAGCUGAUUCAGGUCUUAAAGAAAGAGCGGGACAUCUAUACCCAUCUGGUAAAAUCUCUGCAGGACUCAGACAGUAUCAACAACCUGCAGGCUGAGUUAAACAGCGUUUCUGCCCUGCGGAAGCAGCUGGAGCGGGAUGUGCUCUCAUAUCGGAAUUUGCAAAAGACCCUGGAGGAGCAGAUCAGCGAGAUUCGGAGGCGGGAAGAAGAACCAUUUUCGUUUUAUAGUGAUCAAACAUCUUAUCUGAGUAUUUGCCUUGAAGAGCCCAAUCGGUUUCAAGUGGAUCAUUUUUCUCAAGAAGAACUUAAGAAAAAGGUCAGUGACCUUCUACAGCUAGUGAAGGAACUGUACGCAGACAACCAGCACCUGAAGAAAACCAUUUUUGAUCUCUCCUCUGUGGGUUUCCAGGGAGGUGACGGACUUGAGUCAGUGCAACAAACGGAGCUUCUGGCUAGCAAGGAGGACGAGGACAUGACCAAAACUGGAGAGGAUGAUGAGAGUAAUUUCCUGAGCGAGCAGGAUUUGGAGCAGAGUAACAAGAUUAUGGAGGACUAUUCCAAAGGGGGCUGCAAAAAUGGAUAUUUAAGGCACAUGGAUUCCAAUAUUUUAGACUACGAUGGCGCCCACAAACCUGGCUGCCCCGGAGACCAGAGUGUAGAAGAAGGCAAACUCAUGAACCUGCUUGCCCCUUUCUUCAACGAGAAGGCCACGUUGUUACUAGAAUCCAGGCCAGACCUUCUGAAAGUGCUACGUGAACUGCUUCUGGAACACAUAAGCUUGACAGAGCAGGAAGUUUCUGGAGAGCACCUUGAUGGUAAAACUGAGAAGACACUUAAGCAAAUGGCUGUUCAGCUAAGAGGUGAACUCAGACAUUUCAUCCAAACCAACUCAUUUUCCAAGCCACAUGAUGAUCUGAAGUCGCUUUGGGGAGCCCAGCUAGGAGAGGCAGGUGAAGUGUCCAAGGUAGAGCUGAAAGAUGCCUCGGUGCAGACCCGAGCCAUGGAGGGUGACAUGCUCAGAUUCAAACAUGAAGGCAAGAGACAGCCUUGGGAAGAGAAACCAUCAGACGCCAUCUUCAGUGCUGAGCAUCAGCCAGAGAACUUGUGCACGGUGCCAGGGCAGCAGGCCCCUCCCCUUUCCUUCCCCAGCGGGACCCACAAAGAUGCUAAGAAGUCUCGCUUGCCCAUCCUGAUAAAGUCAUGCCGGUCAUUAGGAAGUUUACAUCAGCUCCCUGCCACCCAGGCAGUGGUGGCCCAGCUGCAGGGCCAGAUCUUGGAGCUGCAGGGGGAGCUGAAGGAGUUUAAAAUUCGCAAUAAGCAACUUCACCAAAAGUUAAUUCUGGCUGAAGCAAUGAUGGAGGGGAGGCCAACGCCAGACAAAGCGCCGGUGAAAGCCCAGCCCCUUGUGGAAGCAGCCUACCAGGACAGCCCAGGAGAGCAAGAGGGAAUUGAAACCAUGCCCUGUGUCUGGAGAGACAAGGAAAGGGACAAUGAUCAGCACACAAGCUACAAGACUGACUCUGAAAUUUACCAGCCUGAUGACCUUGCCAUCUUGCCAACAUGCAAAGAGAAUCCUUCUGAAGAUUUUCCAGGCCCAGCUUCAGGAGCUACUCACUUGGGUUCUAAGUGUCAGCUUUCCACUAAAGGCAGUGUGAUUGGGACUGAUCAGUCGGAGAACAUCGAUACCUCAAAUGAUACAGAAAACUUAAAACAGAGAAUCUGUGACUUGGAAACCGAGCUCGAGGGCUACCGGAAUUUCAUACUUCAGCUUCAAAAACACUCCCAGUGCAGCGAGGCCGUUAUCACAGUUUUGUGUGGGACAGAAGGGGCCCAGGACGGCUUGCACAAGCUCAAGGGCAGUACUGACGAAGAAGAAAUGACCUUUUCAAGUUUGCACCAAGUACGUUACGUGAAACACAUGCAGAUCCUCCAUUCGCUGCCCCCGGAGAGGAUUGACGGCAGGAUGCUGGAGAGCCUCAAGCAGCAGCUGGUGGAACAGGAAUAUGAGCUGCAGAAGGAGCAGAAUUUGAACAUGGAACUUUUCAGUGAAAUCCAUAACCUGCAGAAUAAGUUCAGAGAUCUCUCGCCCUCAAGAUAUGAUUCAUUAGUUCAGUCCCAAGCCAGGGAGCUCUCCCUUCAACGACAGCAGAUUACGGAUGGCCGUGGCAUCUGUGUCAUUGCUCAUCAACAUAUGAACACCGUGAUUAAGGCGUUUCAGGAGUUGCUGCAGGCCAGCGACGUGGAUUACUACGUGGCCGAGGGUUUCCAGGAGCAGCUGAAUCAGUGUGCUGAGUUGCUCGAGAAAUUGGAAAAGCUGUUUCUUAAUGGAAAAUCAGUUGGAGCGGAAAUGAGCACCCAGAAUGAACUGAUAGAGAGGAUUGAGGAAGACAACCUAACCUACCAGCAUGUUCUGCCUGAGUCUCCUGAGCUGUCCGCCUCUCACGCAUUGUCCGAUUGUGAAGUGUCUGAAAAGUCCUCUUUCUCACGAGACCAGAAGCAAGACAGCGAGACCGAGAAGACCUUGGUCAUGGUGAACACUUUUUCUCAAGACUUACUAAUGGAACAUAUACAAGAAAUUCGAAGUCUGAGAAAACGUUUAGAAGAAUCUAUUAAAACAAAUGAGAAGCUACGGAGACAGCUGGAACGGCAAGGGUCUGAAUUGGAUCAAGGUUCUUCAAACAAUUUUGCUUAUGGUUCAGAGCUGCAUAAUUCUCUGACAUCAGAAAUUCGUUUCCUGAGGAAGCAGAACCAGGCCCUCCAUACAAUGCUCACUAGAGGAUCCAGAGAUAAACAGAAGGAGAAUGAGAGAUUACGCGAGUCCCUCUCCCGGAAGACUGCAAACCUGGAGCACCUUCAGCGCGAGUUCGCCUGUGUGAAGGGAGAGAAUGAGAGGCUGCAGAGGGAGGUCGGCGAGAAGGAGAGGCACAACCAGCAGCUGCUCCAGGAAGUCUGCGCCAGCCGCAGCGAACUGAGCAGGGUGCAGGAGGCGGUGCAAUUGAGGCAGCAGCUGCUUUCUCAGAACGACAAGCUACUGCAGUCUCUCCGGGUGGAGCUGAAGGUGUACGAGAAGCUGGAGGAGGAACACAGGAGGCCGAGAGAGGCCAGAGCAGAGGCGUCGGGAGAAGGCUGGAGGGGGCAGGACCCUUGCAGUGAGCUGCGUGGCCUCCUGCCGGAGAUCCGGGCUCUGCGGGCCCAGCUGGAAAGGAGCAUCGAAACCAACAGCAUGCUGCAGAGCAAGCUGGAGGAGCAGCUGGCGAAGGGGGAGAAGAAGGCUCAGGAAGCAGCGCUCACUCUGGCUCUGCAAACCGUGUCCAUCCCCGAGCGGCCCCUUCAGCUGGACAAGCAUGAUGAUGACAAAUGUCCCAUGGCAGUCGAUAAUUCACGCGAUCUGUUUGAUUCCACCCUGGCAGUGCCACCAAGAUCAGCUUCAGAGACUCCUCCACUCUCUGGACAUGACAUGGACUCCCUCUCCUGUGACAGCGGCAGCUCAGCCAUCAGCACCCCAUGCAUGUCCCAGCUGGUCCCUGGCCACCGCCUCUGGGCCAGCAAGAGUGGCCACCACAUCCUGGGCCUGACUGAGGACUACGAUGCCCUGUGUAAGCAGAUUGGCCAGGGCCAGAAGCUCCUUGCCGAGAUGGACAUUCAAAUCCAGGAAGCUCCCAGCUCCACGAGUCAGGAGCUGGGAAUAAAGGGUCCACACUUGGCACCCCUGAGCAGGUUUGUCACCAGCGUGAGCACAGCCAAGCUGAUCCUGGAUGAAGCCUCGAGGUUACUGACACUUCUCUGGAGGGUCUCGCUUCCCACAAAUGGCCAGUGCACGCUUCACUGUGAACAGACUGGAGAAAUGAAGGCAGAGAUCACCAAACUACACAAAAAAUUGUUUGAACAAGAAAAGAAGUUGCAAAACACUAUGAAGCUUUUGCAGUUGAGCAAGCACCAGGAGAAAGUCAUCUUUGAUCAGCUGGUUGUAACCCACAAAAUCCUUCGGAAGGCCAGAGGAAACCUGGAGCUCAGGCCCGGGGCUGCCCAUCCAGGAACGUCCAGUCCCAGCAGACCAGGCUCCUGAGGAGAACGUGCCGCCAAUAAAGCUUGUGGUUCCCCCCGAGCGUGCGCUGUCUCUGUUACACCUGUGGUUCCUGCUUAUUGAGGAAGAAAGGGCUGUCUGGCCAGAGGAGAUCUAUUUUUCCCCUUCAUGUUUUCUGUCCUAAAGUUGGUUUAAGGGUUGCUGUCAAACAAGGUUUG